AAUGAAAUAAAAAUAUUAUUGUUUUGAAUAAUGUUCAAUUAUUUGAGUAUUUUCAAAGGCAUCAUUUAAUUAAAAACGGCUUUUAAGUAAUUAUGUGAGUGAAAUAACCAUUUGGCAAUCAUUAAGUUUCUUACUAUUCUUUCGUUCAUCGAAAGUCGUCCGUUUGUAGUGAUAACAUUAACACAAAUGACAAUGGGUCUUUAAGAAAUUGUGUCCUUUUCAAAAUUUUUAUUCACUGCCAGACAGAAUUCAUCUCGUUAAAAAUGACAGAAUUUAUGAAUUUUAUUUUCAACGUGUUUAGAAACGUAAUCCGCAUCUUUCCUUUUUCCUUUUCAAACCUCCCGUUGAAAAAUACUCUGAAUAUUUUCAUCAGAUGCAAUACCGGAAAUACGUUGGCCGUUGAUUUGGAUCCAAAAUGUGACAUCAAGGAUGUAAAGAACAUCAUCGCUCCAAAAAUAGGUGCAAGCCCCGAAGAACUAAAAAUCAUUUUCGCCGGAAAGGAAUUGGAAGAUUCUAUAGUAAUUGAAGAUUGUGACUUGGGUCAGCAAAGUAUACUACAUGCUGUACGUUUAAAAUCCAGACCAGAUUUCCAUUCGCUGAAAACUCAACAUGAAACCAUUAUUGAUGAGGUACUCACGGACGAUGAAGAACUUCCAGCUUUGAUAAAUAAUAAAAAGGAUAAAACUAAAGCUCAGUUUUACGUUUAUUGCAAUACGUGCUGUGAUCUAAAAACUGGCAAACUGAGAGUGCGUUGUUCAAAUUGUAAAAGUGGUGCGAUAACUUUGGACAGUGAUCCUAAAUCGUGGGAAGACGUUUUAAAACCCCGUAAAAUUUCUGGUCAUUGCGAACAAGAUGACUGUGUUGAUGGUGUUUUUAGAUGGGCCGAAUUUUAUUUCAAAUGCGCAGAACAUGCAAGUUUAGGAGAGAAUGAUUUUAGUGUUCCUUUAAAACAGAUUAAGAAUAAUUGUAGAACAAUUCCAUGUUUAGCUUGUACCGAAAUUAGGGAUACGGUGUUUGUGUUUUCAUGCGAAGAUGCUCAUGUUACCUGUGUUGAAUGUUUUCGGACCUUUGUUGUGCUAAGGUUACGAGAAAGACAAUUCGUAUUACACGAUGAUUUGGGUUACACGCUGUCUUGCCCUGCUGGCUGUCCUGAUUCUUAUAUCGAUGAAAGUCAUCAUUUCAGAUUACUUUCAAAAGAGCAGUAUGAGAUGUAUCAGAGAUUUGCUACUGAAGAAGCUGUGCUAAAAUUUGGUGGAGUAUUAUGUCCUCAGCCUGGAUGCGGAGAAGGAAUUAUUAUCGAUUCGGAUUGUAAUAAAAUUAUUUGUGAAAAUGGUUGUGGUUACGUAUUCUGUCGAAAUUGUCUGCGAGGAUAUCACAUUGGCGAAUGCGAUUCAUUUGAUAAUCCCGUCUCGAGCGAUGUUCAACAUAUUACUGAUGCUACCAGAGCUUCCCAGGCUCGAUGGGAUGAAGCUUCUAAUAUUGCCAUUCGUGUCAGUACUAAACCUUGUCCAAAAUGUAGAACAGCGACAGAACGCAGCGGCGGUUGUAUGCACAUGAUUUGUACACGAUGUUCGUUUCACUGGUGCUGGAUAUGUCAGACUGAAUGGAGCAGAGAGUGCAUGGGUACUCAUUGGUUCGGAUAAAAGUACAAAUUUUGGGAUCAUGUCAUGCUUUCUAAAUUUUAAGGAAUUUCUUAUGCAAAAACUUGAAUGUUUUGAUAAAUGUUGCGGAAAAAAAUGAUUGUAGCGUGAAUAUAUUCGAAACAUUUUUUUUCUUUUCUGCAAUACAGGAGUGAAAUUAUUUUAACAAUUUUCAGGUACUUAUCAUAUUUAUUGAUAUUGAACCGUUUUUUAAUUUAUUUAAAAAACAAUUAGUUUAAUUAUUAGUUAAUUAAUUUGCAACUUUCAUUCGGGUAUAUUAUUUAAUUACCUAUCUAUUGUUAUUUCUUUUUCAUCUUGUGUUUUUUCUUUUGUACUGAUUUGCUUACUCUAUAACGUUUUCAUUCGAUUUUUUUCUAAUACGUACAUCACAUGUAGACGUUUCAGAAAAACGGGAGAAACAAAAGACUUUUUAAAUGCUUCCCUCUCAGUGUUCUUUUAUUUGAUGUUACAUACAUGCAUAUUCUUCAUUUCCUAUGUUGUUUUUAAUAGUACCAUUUUAUUCGAAUCAUAAAAUAAUGUCUUCUCCAGAGUCUUCAUAUGCAUUGAAGUGAUAUUCUUCUAAUGUUAUCGAAAUCUAAACUAUUUUUCUAAAUCAAAAGUAACCACUGUUUUUUCUGUAUUUAAUUAAUACUAAGUAGUAUGUGAGCAUUAUAAAAAACGGGAAAUUAAUAAAACACCAGUAUGCGCUCAUUUCA
Messenger RNA from Planococcus citri (citrus mealybug), 2356 nucleotides. It is a transcript of the gene park, whose product is annotated as parkin. The transcript has 8 exons. Gene Ontology annotation, cellular component: ubiquitin ligase complex; mitochondrion; cytoplasm. The coding region runs from base 264 to 1643 and encodes 459 amino acids. Gene Ontology annotation, biological process: negative regulation of protein phosphorylation; ubiquitin-dependent protein catabolic process; protein polyubiquitination. The record is from RefSeq and is a predicted model, not a curated record. Gene Ontology annotation, molecular function: zinc ion binding; ubiquitin protein ligase activity; ubiquitin conjugating enzyme binding. NCBI's taxonomy places the organism in Eukaryota, Metazoa, Arthropoda, Insecta, Hemiptera, Pseudococcidae.